GACGCACAGGCUUAUAAAUUAUUUACCAGCAUUUACAAUGGAUUCUCUGUAUUGGAAGGAUGAUUGGUUUAUGGCAAUUAAAGACAAUAAAGUCAGUAAAAUCCACAGUACUCUGACCGAAACCGGUUGGCCUAAAGAUUUCGAGUGGUUAGAUUAUGAGCUUCUCCUCACCGCGCUAACCAUGGAUCGCGUAGAGGUUGCGCACGUACUGCUUGACCAUAAUGCACGCCCGGAAAAAUUAUUCAGCAAGUCAAUGCAUGCUCCUCUACAGGUCGCUGUGUCAAAACCGACAACAGCGUUGCCAGACCUGAUCAGGAAGAUUCUUAAGAAUGGGGGAAAUGCCAUUUUAAAGCGAGGUGUAGACCGCCAAUCGUCAAUUCACGUGGCAUUCAAUAAAGGAGCACCGGGUGAAGUAAUUGAUUUAUUGUUUCGAUCGGUCACGUUGAAAAGCAAGGCUGAUUGGGGUGAUAUCUAUGGACUAACCUUUUUACAUAUCGCUUGCACGAGACCAAAUUUGAAUAUUGUUAAAAUGUUUUUUGACGUUAGAAAAAAGGAUUAUCAGGUUAAAAUAUGUGGUUACAACUAUGCCGGUUUCACAGCGCUGCAUUUCGCUGUAUAUAGUGGCAUGUACGAAAAUGCUAAAUUUUUGAUUGAUAACGGAUCUAACAUUUACCAACGAGAUUAUAAUGAAUCAAACCCUAUACACUUAUCGUUGAUACGCCGAAACGUCCAUCUGAUCGACUUGCUAGUUGCUCACGAUAAACAGAGAAUAAAUAUCGUUAACAAAUUUGGGGUGUCGCACUUCAUGGUAGCAUGCGCUGGUUCAAGAAAAAACUUCCUCGAAGAGUACCUCGAAGCGGCGACUGAUGAUUCUUACGAUAUGAUAUCGGCUAAAGUAACAGAGGUUGGAGACUGCCAACACUAUACACCUCUACAUUUUGCAGUGGAUGCGGGACAAGCUGAUAACGUGAAAUUCCUUAUUCAAGAAGGCGCUGACUGUUGCUCUGAAGCAGCGGAUCAUUCGACUCCGCAUACGUUAGCUCACAAAAGAGACUACAAAAUUAUUGGUGAAAUCUUGCAGAGGCACUGCAAUAUCGUGAAAAAGUGCAAACAAAGUAGAUCUCAAGAUCCAGAUUUUAAUCAAUGGGGCGAUAAUUACGAGAGAAAAGUUUUGAUUAAGUUAGUAAGAGAAUUUACGCAGCUUGACCAAACUCUGGAACACUUGAUAACUAUAAAUCAACAUUAGAUCUGCCAAAAUUGUGGGCGGAAUAUUUUAAUGAAAAUUGUCAUCAGUUAAAAGGAUUCAACUUAUAAAUUUUGAAGUAUACUUGGAAAAUAUUAUAGCAUUUAAUAAUUGAUUUGUGCUUAGAUUUUAUCGAUUUAAUGUACUAAUUAUUAAGUAUUAGAUAUUGAAGCUCUAUUUUUAUGAUUAUUUCAGCUUAAACUAAUCGCAUGCAUUUUUGAUUAACAAAAUUUUAUAACAUAUUUAACACUCAUCAUUAUUAUAUAUGACUCUUGUAUCAA
Molecule: messenger RNA, 1524 nt
Organism: Phymastichus coffea
Lineage: Eukaryota; Metazoa; Arthropoda; Insecta; Hymenoptera; Eulophidae
Product: ankyrin-3-like
Exons: 4
Coding region: 38-1246 (402 amino acids)
Molecular function (GO): protein binding
Source: RefSeq, a predicted model, not a curated record